This is a messenger RNA of Necator americanus (New World hookworm), 414 nucleotides long. RefSeq lists its product as uncharacterized. Bases 1 to 414 code for a protein of 137 amino acids. The record is from RefSeq and is a predicted model, not a curated record. Lineage: Eukaryota; Metazoa; Nematoda; Chromadorea; Rhabditida; Ancylostomatidae. The transcript has a single exon.
AUGGGAGAAUGGGAGGAGAAUCUUGGCUGUGACGGAGCCAACCUCAUCCACGUCUGUCUCCUGGGUCAAUCGAUCUUUCGAGUUCUCAUCUACAACAGCCGACAGCUGACUUUGGACGGCCGAGUCUCCUCAAUUCCAUUUUCUUUGUGGUCUUGGGAAAAACUUCUCGAAAAUUUCACGUUGUUAAAUGAAAGGAUGCCGUAUCGACUGUCACAAGGUGAAGGCUCACCAAACUUUUCACAACGGUUCCUUAAAGGAGAUACCACAGAAGAAAAGACAUUGGAUCUCAAAAGUUGCAAAAACAAACGUGGUGGAGAAGCGCGAAGAAGUGAGUUCACAAAUUCAGCAAGAAGUAGGCAAGAAAUAACGAAGCUUUCAAAAGGUAAGUGUAUGGAACAUUUUGCACCUGCAUAA